This is a messenger RNA of Stylonychia lemnae, 984 nucleotides long. The record is from the annotation of a GenBank genome assembly. Lineage: Eukaryota; Ciliophora; Spirotrichea; Sporadotrichida; Oxytrichidae.
AUGUCAAGUAAGGAUAAUAAGAAGAAAGAGGUGGAGACCGACAUUUCAAAACUAAAGUGCUGGGGCAAGAUCCAAAAUCAGUAGAUCAGUCACAUUUUGAUUACUCCUACUUUCAAAUGCGCAAUGAUCUGCUAUGGCAUCUUCGCCAUUGUGCUUGCUGGUUUUGGAGUGCUGUGCUAUAUGCAAGCAAGCAAUAUUCAUGAGCUAACAAUCAGGUACGAUGACAAGUGUAACGGAGUAGCAGUAUGUGAUGUCAGUUUUGUCCCUGACUCUGAUCUUGUAAAUCCAAAAAUCUACUACUAACUAGAAAACUUCUAUGCAAAUCACAGAAACUUUGUAAAAUCUAGAAACUAUAAAUAGCUAAGGGGUAAUGAUCUAGGCUCUGGAGCUCUCACAACAUGCGAACCGGUAAUUAGAAUGAGUGAUCUAGGUGAUAGCAUUCCUAAGGUUGCCCUAGAUGGAUCUACUCUUAGAAGUGACGAUAUUGCAUUUCCAUGUGGCCUCAUUGCAAAAUACUUCUUUAACGACACUUAUAAAUUGCAAUUCUCUUCGAAUAAGACUCAAAUUACAAUCGAUGAAAAAAAUAUUGCUCAUUAAGUUGAUAGAGACUAUAAGUUUAAGCUUCCUAGCAAUGGUAAGAGUAUUGCCUGGUUGGACAUUGAAAAUGAACAUGUGAUGGUCUGGUAUCAGAUGGAAAGUUUCCCUAAUUUCAUUAAGCUAUGGGGCCACAUCUGGACAACUCUAAAAGCAGGUACCAAUUAUACUAUAACCAUAUCAAAUAAAUUCGAUGUUUCUGGCUUCGAUGGCAAGAAAUACAUUUACUUAUCGGAGGUAAAUGCAUUCGGAGGCAGCAAUAAAUUCUUGGGAGUUGCUUUUCUAGCUAUGGCUGGUAUAGUUGUAUUUAUUAUGCUAGUUUUCAUUGUUCUAUACUUUGUAAGACUACAAGGAAAAGACUUGUACUCGACAGAAAAUUUACAAUGGUGA